Molecule: messenger RNA, 429 nt
Organism: Trichoderma citrinoviride
Lineage: Eukaryota; Fungi; Ascomycota; Sordariomycetes; Hypocreales; Hypocreaceae
Product: Sm-like ribonucleo protein
Exons: 3
Biological process (GO): mRNA splicing, via spliceosome; spliceosomal snRNP assembly; nuclear-transcribed mRNA catabolic process
Cellular component (GO): U6 snRNP; spliceosomal tri-snRNP complex; P-body
Molecular function (GO): U6 snRNA binding
Source: RefSeq, a predicted model, not a curated record
CAGCUUCCCCUCGGAUUGCUCAACGCCGCCCAAGGCCACCCCAUGCUGGUCGAACUCAAGAACGGGGAGACUCUAAAUGGACACCUGGUCAUGUGCGAUACUUGGAUGAACCUCACCCUCAAAGAGGUCGUCCAGACGAGCCCGGAAGGCGAUAAGUUCAUGCGUCUCCCAGAAGUCUACGUCAAAGGCAACAACAUCAAAUACCUCCGCGUCCCCGACGAAAUCAUCGACCAAGUAACCGAACAGCAAAAGAACCAACAAGGCGGCUUCCGCGGCGGUCGCGGCGGCGGCGGCCACCACAACCAGUCAAGAGGCGUCGACCACCAUCACUCCGGCGGCGGUCGCGGAGGCGGCGGCGGCGGUGACAGGGGUCGCGGCGGAAGGGGUGGAGGCAGAGGGCGCGGUGGAAGGGGGGGACGUGGCCAGUAA